This is a messenger RNA of Monopterus albus (swamp eel), 2398 nucleotides long. RefSeq names its product aldehyde dehydrogenase 5 family, member A1 (succinate-semialdehyde dehydrogenase) (gene aldh5a1). Lineage: Eukaryota; Metazoa; Chordata; Actinopteri; Synbranchiformes; Synbranchidae. Bases 73 to 1620 code for a protein of 515 amino acids. Gene Ontology annotation, biological process: GABA catabolic process. Gene Ontology annotation, cellular component: mitochondrion. The transcript is spliced from 10 exons. Gene Ontology annotation, molecular function: succinate-semialdehyde dehydrogenase (NAD+) activity. The record is from RefSeq and is a predicted model, not a curated record.
GGAAGCUGCAGAAGGUUCCUUUUGCACGGAGAUCCCGCCUUUACCCGAAGUUUAGCACACGUCUACGUCGGUAUGUCUUCUAUGUGUGUGCUGCGGACGCGCUGCUUCCUCCGGCAGCUCCUCCCCGGCCUUCCCGCCAUCAUGAAGAGGCACUACAGCUUGGAUGUCUCUGCUCCGCUGCUCCGGACGCAGGGCUACGUGGACGGCCGCUGGGUCUCCGCAGCCUCGCUGUUCCCGGUCCUGGACCCGGCCACCGGGCAGGAGAUAGCCCGGGUGUCAGACUGUGGCCCGGCUGAGGCCAAGCAGGCCGUGGAAGCUGCUCACAAGGCGUUUCACACCUGGAGGCAGUGCACAGCUAAGGAGAGGAGCCUCCUGCUGAGGAAGUGGUUCGAGCUCCUGACGCUGCACAAAGAAGACCUGGCCAGACUGAUCACGUUCGAAUGUGGUAAGCCCAUGCGGGAGUCUCUUGGGGAGAUCACAUACUCGGCAUCCUUUCUCGAGUGGUUCUCGGAGGAGGCUCGGCGAGUUUAUGGCGACAUUGUCCCUUCACCUGUCAAAGACCGAAAGAUCCUUCUACUUAAACAGCCCGUGGGCUGUAUCUGGUUUCAUGUUGUUUUGCAGUGGAACUUUCCCAGUGCCAUGAUCACCAGGAAGGUUGGAGCUGCUCUGGCCGCCGGCUGCACGGUGGUUAUUAAACCGGCAGAGGACACGCCGCUGUCGGCGCUCGCCCUGGCUGAGCUGGCGGAGCAGGCAGGGAUCCCGGCGGGGGUGUUUAAUGUGGUGCCUUGCUCUAGGGAGAAGACUCCGUCGGUUGGGGAGGUCCUCUGUACCGACCCCCUGGUGGCCAAAAUCUCCUUUACCGGCUCCACUGCCACGGGCAAGGUGCUGCUAAAACUGGCUGCUGACACUGUGAAGAAGGCCUCCAUGGAGCUGGGUGGUCAUGCGCCCUUCAUUGUGUUCGACAGCACUGAUGUGGACAAGGCUGUGGCCGGAGCCAUGGCCUCAAAGUUCAGAAAUGCUGGGCAGACGUGUGUGUGUUCAAACCGGUUUCUGGUUCAGAGCGGUAUCUACGAUCGCUUCGUGGAGAAGUUGGGCCAAGCGAUGGAUGCUGAGCUUCGCCUGGGUCAUGGCUCAGAGCCUAACACCACCCAGGGGCCGCUCAUCAACACCAGAGCUGCAGAGAAGGUGAUGCACCAGAUAUCAGAUGCAGUGUCCCGGGGAGCGAAGCUGCUGAAGGGCGGGAAGCGCCUGCACGGGUCCUUCAUGGAGCCGACUCUGCUGGCCGACGUCACCACAGACAUGUUGUGUAUGAAGGAGGAAACCUUCGGCCCGCUGGUACCCAUCCUCAGGUUUAACACAGAAGAAGAGGCUCUGGACAUCGCUAACGCGGCUAAUGUUGGGCUGGCAGGUUACUUCUACUCGCAGGAUGUGAGUCAGAUCUGGCGGGUGGCGGAGGCGUUGGAGGUGGGGCUAGUCGGAGUCAACGAGGGCCUGCUAUCUACUCCAGAGGCCCCAUUUGGUGGUGUCAAAGAGUCAGGUGUGGGCCGUGAGGGCUCCAAGUACGGCAUCGAUGAGUACCUGGAAGUCAAGUACAUGUGCUUCGGAGGCCUCAAACCCUGAACCAGGAUGGGGCCACGCCCCCAUCCAGUGGUACAGCGCUUGAACAAAUGCACUGGUCAUUGAAUGCAGCUAAAGCUAAUGUUAACGACAAGACCACAAAUCACCUCUUAUAAUUAGAAAAGAGCUAUGGUCUGUAGUACAGAGGGCUUAUUUCUGGUGGUUAAAAUAUAAACUGACAAAUUGGAGUUUGUGAGAAUUUAUAUAGGAACCAGUUCAAAUAAUUAAUCACAUAUCUGAAGCGUCUGUCUGAUCUGGAAUUCCUAUGUUAAAUGGGUUUAUUUCCAAAAGCUGUCAGCGGGGCAGUGUUUUCUGUUGCCUGAUCAAAAUGAACAGGUUGUUUUUAGAAUAAGAAAAAAUAUUGCAGACAGUAAUUAUUGCUGGAGAGCAUUGGUUAUAACCGCAUUUUGUAUUUUUGUCUAAAUCUUUAAUUGAGGUACUGAAAUAUGUUCAUAGUUGGUCGUAAUAUAUUUUUAUGAAAUGCAAACCACAUUUUUCUAAUCAGUCUGUUUGGAUGCUCGCUUCUGAUUGGCUCGACGGUUUAACGCCAGUAUGAAAAUAAUUGAACCAGCAACCCAAAGUUAGAUUUACACUUUAUUGUUCACACGUUCAAACAAUAUUUACUUGUACAAGAAAAAAAAUAUUUGUCAGUGGUGACUAACUCAUCUUGGAUACAUCCCUAAAUCCAGUGAAGUGAACAACGCAGGCGCUAACGUUAAAACAAAUUGUAUCGUACUAUUGCCUAGGAGCAGCAGAUCCUGUCACCAUGGUAAAAAAAAAA